AUGGGGGGGGCCUCAGAAGACGCCAUUCGCGACGCUCUUCACGAAAUAACGAAGGGAAAGCUGGACCCAACAACAGAAGAAUACCUCGUUGGCAUGCUGCAGGAAGAGGCCCCCAAAACCGCAGAGGAAGCACACGAACUGAUUGGCGCAUUCAUCCUCGAUGCGGGAGUCGCUGCAGAUGACUCGCAGUCUGUGGCAAUUUGCAGCCAACUUGUAAACAAAUUGCGCGAAGGGCGGAGCGAUGCAGCAGAAGAAGACCAACAGACGGAGGCCUUUAAAGCAGGUGACUUCAGCGAUCCGUAUUUAGGCAUUCAGCAAGACGCAGCGAUGGUUAAUUAUAAUGCGCCGGUAUUUGAAGGGGAUUCUGCUGCAGCAGAUGCAGCAAAGCAGCAGCAACUUCAGCAGCAGCGGAAGCAACAGCAGCGCGAGAAGCAGCUGCGACUGCUGCAAGAAUGGGAGAAAAAUAAACCGCCGCUGCCGCCUCCUCAGAAGCGGCACGGAGAUGUUCAACUCAAACGUAGCGCUGAGGGAAUUUUAGUAGAUUCAUUUUCUAUAUCGGUGGCGGGCCGGCAGUUGUUGAUAGACACAUCAUUGAAGUUAAUGAAGGGGAGAAGAUAUGGGUUGAUAGGGCGAAACGGCAUUGGAAAGAGUACUUUUCUGCAUGCGUUGGCCCGCCACGAUAUUCUCGGCGUUGACCCCGACAUCACCAUCACUUGCGUAGAACAAGAAUAUCGCUUUGGGAAUGAAACGGUUUUAGAGGCGGUGUUGGCUGUUGAUGAAGAGCGAAAAAAACUUUUAGAAGAAUCUGAACUCCUCCAACAACAGGGACAGGCAACGGCAGCAGCAGGGUUUCGCUUAGCUGCAGUCUUCGACCGAUUGCAAGAAAUCGGCGCAGCGGAGGCGGAGGCGACCGCUGCGACAAUUUUAAACGGACUUGGGUUCGAUACAGAAAUGCAACAAAGGAAAGUAUCUGCUUUAAGCGGAGGUUGGAUAAUGCGCGUUUGUUUAGCUCGCGCUUUGUUUUCUGAUGCAGAUGUUCUACUUCUUGACGAACCUACAAACCAUUUAGAUUUAAAAGCAAUCAAUUGGCUGACAGCAUAUUUAAAUGCAGAUGCUAAGGCUCUUGGAGGAGAAAAUGCAUUAAAACUUGCAAAAGAUAAAAUCGUUAUCGUUGUUAGCCACUCGCGCGACUUCCUUAAUGAUGUUUGCACGGAUGUAAUUCACUUCACUAAUCAAAAAUUAAAUUACUAUCGGGGGGACUUCGAUACAUUCGAAAGCGUCAGAGCAGCGCAGCAGCUGCAGCAGCAAAGGCAGAUUCUCUCAGUAGAGAUGAAGCAGAAGCAUAUGAAAGCAUUUAUAGACAAGUUUAGAUGCAAUGCUAAGAGAGCCUCUUUGGUUCAAUCUCGUAUAAAGGCACUAUCAAGAUUACCAAUGUUAGAACAAGUAGCAGAAGAUCCAUCAUUAAGGUUUAAACUAAAAGAACCUGAGCAGCUGUCUCCCCCUCUAUUGCAGUUGAUUGACGUUACAUUUAAAUAUAAGAAGAGAAGCAGCAAAGAAACAGAAAGUAAAGAAGAAGAAGGAGAAGAAGAAAGCAAUGCUAAGAAUAACAAUAAUAUCAAUAAUAAUAAUGGCAGUGAAGCAGGCAAACAAAACAAUGCAAAACAAACAAAGACAGAAAGUACAGAUAAGGGAGAUCUUCUUAUCGUUGAAGAUUGCAAUUUAAAUAUCGAUAUGGAUUCUCGAAUUGCAAUAUGCGGCUUGAAUGGAAGCGGCAAGAGUACAUUAUUGAAAUUAUUAAUGGGUCAUAAUGAAUGCACUAAGGGUCAUAUACACCGCAGCGGCAAACUGCGAAUAGGGUAUUUCACUCAGCAGCAUAUUGAACAGCUGGACCUGACCUUAAAUGCAGUACAGAGCUUGCAAAUCAGAUACCCGGAGGCAAAUCUAUCGGAUGAAGCUGCACGUACAUACUUAGGCCAAUUUGGUAUUAGUAAUAUGUUGGCGCUGGAGCCGCUUUAUAUUCUUUCAGGAGGUCAAAAAAGCAGAGUAGCGAUCGCCCUCAUUGCCUACAGCAAUCCGCAUAUACUCCUUCUCGACGAACCCACCAACCAUUUGGACUUAGACGCCGUCCAGGCGCUAAUAGUGGCGUUAAAUGAAUAUGCGGGUGGGGUUGUUGUUGUGAGUCAUGAUAGUCAUUUGCUUUCUUGUGUAGCAGAUGAAAUUUAUACUCUUGAUAAAAAUACAAAAAGAUUAUUGAAGUUCAAUGGAGAUUUUGCUGAGUAUAAGAAGCAGCUUCUCAAGAGCUUAAGACAAGCAUAG
Molecule: messenger RNA, 2316 nt
Organism: Eimeria acervulina
Lineage: Eukaryota; Apicomplexa; Conoidasida; Eucoccidiorida; Eimeriidae
Product: ATP-binding cassette sub-family F member 1, putative
Exons: 16
Coding region: 1-2316 (771 amino acids)
Molecular function (GO): ATP hydrolysis activity; ATP binding
Source: RefSeq, a predicted model, not a curated record